UCAUAUUUUAUUAGGGAUUUCAAUUUCCACUAAAAAAAAAAAGAGAUAAUUUAAAAAUUUUCGUGUCCCGCUUUCUCUGGCUCGCAUCACUCGCUUGUUGGAGAUUUCUUCCUGGAAGGAGCAGAGGGCAAGUUGACGGAUGAGUAUGAGAGUGAUGAAAGGUAGGGCUGCAUUUGAUUUGGCAAUAGGACUAAGCAGGGCUGUGAUUUCAGCCUCAAACAAGAAGGGAAGGCAUUGUUCGUGGGGCCCACAAGUGGAGGAGACACUCCACAGGUUGGGUUGGCGCCAAUGCCUGACCCCAUCACUGGUGGCCAAUGUCAUAGACCCUUUCCUACUCACCCACCACUCCCUUGCUCUUGGCUUCUUCAAUUGGGCCUCUCAGCAGCCCGGCUUCACCCACACAACCUUCACCUUCCACUCACUCCUCAAAUCCCUCUCACACACCAACCACUUCACUGUCAUUCAUUCACUCCUCAAGCAGGCCAAGGCUCUCAACUUUCCCAUUCACCCCUCCCUUUUAAGCUCCAUUAUAGCAUCCCAUGUUGCCUGCAACCGUGCCCACGAAGCCUUUUCCCUCUUCAGUGGCAUUGCUCCUCUUUGUGCUGAAAUUGGGGGCGCCACCUGUAACUCGCUCUUGGCUGCCCUUGCUUCUGAUGGGUACUUGGAGAGUGCACACAAGGUGUUUGAUGAAAUGAUUGGGAGAGGUGUUGGUUUCAGUACACUGGGAUUUGGGGUGUUUGUUUGGCGGGUUUGUAGAGAGGGUGAUUUGGAGAAAGUGUUGAGUUUGUUGGAUGAGGUUAGGGAAUGUGGUUCUGGGAUUAAUGGUUCUGUUGUGGCUGUUUUGAUUGUUCAUGGGUUGUGUUGUGCUUGUAAGGUAUCGGAGGCUUUGUGGAUGUUGGAUGAACUCAGGAGUAGGGGCUGGAAACCUGAUUUCAUAGCUUACUGGGUUGUGGCGGCAGCAUUCCGGUCAAUGGGAAAUGUGGCUGAUGAGGUGAAGGUUUUGAAAAUGAAGAGGAAGCUAGGGGUGUCUCCCAGGUGCAACGAUUACAGAGACUUGAUACUUGGCUUGGUUUCAGAGAGGCGAAUUUGUGAAGCAAGAGAAGUUGGGGAGGUUAUAGUUGGUGGUAAUUUUCCAGUUGAGGAUGAUGUUCUCAAUGCAUUGAUAGGAUCGGUAUCAAGUGUUGAUCCUGGUGCAGCAAUUGUGUUUUUCAAGUUUAUGGUUCAGAAAGAGAGGUUUCCGACUGUUUUGACCAUCAGCAAUUUGAGUAGGAACUUGUGUAGGCAUGGCAAAGUCGAUGAAUUAGCAGAGGUGUUCCAUGUUUUGAAUUCUGAAAACUACUUCAAAGAUGUGGAGGGUUACAAUGUGAUGGUAUCAUUUUUAUGCAAGGCUGGGAGAGUGAGAGAAGGCUAUGCUGCUCUGCAGGAGAUGAAGAAGCAAGGGUUCCGCCCCAAUGUCUCAUCAUAUAAUUACAUAAUGGAAGCAUGUUGUAAGGAGGAUCUACUGCGUCCUGCAAAGAAGCUCUGGGAUGAGAUGUUUUCAAGUGGCUGUUGCGGGAACUUGAAAACAUACAACAUUCUUAUACAAAAAUUUUCUGAAGUGGGACAAGCUGAAGAGGCUCAAAUGCUCUUUUACCACAUGUUAGACAAGGGGUUGGAACCUGAUGUUACUAGUUAUACUUUUCUUCUAGAAGGGCUCUGCCAAGAAAACAAGCUUGAAGCAGCUUUUGAGCUCUAUAACAAGUCUGUCAAACAGAACAUCAUCCUUGCAAGAAACAUAUUGAGCUCGUUUGUAUCAUCUCUCUGCAGGAAAGGACAUCUUACGUCUGCAUCCAAAUUACUUUGCAGUCUCAAUCAUGAUAUAGGACAUGCAGAAUCCCAUGUAAUUUUGUUGAAAUGUUUGGCGGAUGCACAAGAGAUUCCAAUUGCCAUUGAGCACUUGAAGUGGGUUCAGGAAAAAUCACCUUCAAUGCUACAAGAUAUAUGUACUGGACUUUUGGCUUCUCUUUCUUCUGCUACAUGCCCAGAGCCAAUGUUAGAAUUUCUUCAAAGAAUACAAGAUGUGUUUGAUUUCCCAUACUUUGAAGAUUAUGUGCCACUAAUGACUAACAGGUGUGAAGGUUAUCAGAUUUGGGUGUCAUUGGCUGGUUGUAUUUGGGAAAUGGAGCAAAACAGCCUAGAGCAAAUAAUACAUCUACUGCCACCAGUCAAAUGUGAUUCCCAAUGAAUCAGUUGAAUCAGUAACAUAAAGAAAAGCAAGAACAUAAUGAAAAGGGAACGUCUUCAAUGCUCCAAAUGAGUUAGGGUCCAUCCAUGGAACACCAACUUUUCCUGGUGAUCUCUUUUUACGUUUUUGGCAAUGGAGUAGUCAAAAAUUAUAAAAUUGCAAGGAAUCUAGAUGACGUUCGCGAACAAACAUAUUGAAGUGCCCCUGUCCUACUUCAUUUUUCUCUCUCCCCUUGUCAUUGGAGUUCCUGUUGUAGCAGGGCGUGUCCUUGAUUUCUUAAACCUUCUCAACAUUUAAUAUCGCUAACCCCUUCCUCAUGGAACCACAACCACUGUGUAUGUGCAUAUUUGUUCUCUUCAUGUUGUACAUAAAUAUGGAUGAUGAACCCACCAAGGGUUGUGAUCGAGAACAAUGCCUAUGAAAAGAGAAAAUGCCACUGUUAUUCAGAGUUUUGCAGGUUGAUAGUAUCAACAGAAAUGGGAUUCUCUUGGAUGUUGUUCAAGUUAUUUCAGAUAUGAACCUUGUAAUCAGUAAUAGCAAAGGCCUACAUCUCCUCUUAUGCGUUGUGUGGUUCAUGGAUGUGUUUAAUGUGAUUGAGGAUAACGGAAACAAGAUCAGAGAUAAGGAUGUCGUUGGUUAUAUUCAGAGGGUAGGAAUUUGAAGGCUUGCAUUUUUUAAAAUGCUUUAAAUAAGAUCAUCUCUGUGGAAGGUUCCGAGACACUUGUAUUAGACUAAGCUGAUUUGAAUUUCGUGCUUGCUGAUUGCACUAGCUACCAAAGUGGAAUGGAGGAAGAGCAUGCUCAUUCUUAAUUGAUUCUCACCUUAUUUCAUUGAUUUAUUUAUUUUUGGUUA
This is a messenger RNA of Cajanus cajan (pigeon pea), 3076 nucleotides long. Its product is annotated as Tetratricopeptide repeat (TPR)-like superfamily protein. The record is from RefSeq and is a predicted model, not a curated record. Gene Ontology annotation, molecular function: protein binding. Lineage: Eukaryota; Viridiplantae; Streptophyta; Magnoliopsida; Fabales; Fabaceae.